UGGACCAAAACGACUGUUUCCAUUUCGUUACCCUAUAAAUUCUUACAUUCACACCGCAAUCCCCAAACUCUAAAAACCCUAAAAACCGUCGACUCCCUCACUCUUACUCGUGGGUUGGGGUUUCGUUGCUGUUUACGGCUUCAUCUCUAGAAAUGGCGGAUGUGGUAGCCGAUGUUGCUGCUCCAGGGGUACCGAAGAAGAGAACAUUCAAGAAGUUCAGUUUCAGAGGUGUCGACCUGGACGCUCUCUUGGAUAUGUCCACUGAUGAGCUUGUCAAACUCUUUCCUGCUCGUGCUCGCCGAAGGUUUCAGAGAGGUUUGAAGAGGAAGCCAAUGGCUCUCAUCAAGAAAUUGCGGAAGGCUAAACGGGAAGCUCCACCUGGUGAGAAACCUGAGCCUGUUAGGACACACCUCCGCAACAUGAUUAUAGUUCCUGAAAUGAUUGGUAGUAUUAUUGGUGUUUACAACGGAAAGACCUUCAAUCAAGUGGAAAUCAAGCCUGAGAUGAUUAGCCAUUAUUUGGCUGAAUUCUCAAUCUCCUACAAGCCUGUCAAGCACGGAAGGCCUGGUAUUGGUGCCACCCAUUCAUCCAGGUUUAUUCCUCUCAAGUGAAGAUUCUGCAUGUGCCUUCAUUCUUAGCCUUAUUGGAUUUUUUUUUUUUAAAUUUUAUAUGAGUUUGUUUAUUGCCAGCUGCUUUUCUGACAAUGAGUACUCAAAUUUAAGCUUUGCAUUUCUUUCCUAUUUCUACUUGUGAACUAGUAGUUAAAAAAAAUUAAGUUUUUUUUUUUUUUU
Molecule: messenger RNA, 791 nt
Organism: Durio zibethinus
Lineage: Eukaryota; Viridiplantae; Streptophyta; Magnoliopsida; Malvales; Malvaceae
Product: small ribosomal subunit protein uS19x-like
Biological process (GO): ribosomal small subunit assembly; translation
Cellular component (GO): ribosome; cytosolic small ribosomal subunit
Molecular function (GO): RNA binding; structural constituent of ribosome
Source: RefSeq, a predicted model, not a curated record